Molecule: messenger RNA, 2821 nt
Organism: Pieris brassicae (large cabbage white)
Lineage: Eukaryota; Metazoa; Arthropoda; Insecta; Lepidoptera; Pieridae
Product: apyrase-like
Exons: 11
Coding region: 29-1654 (541 amino acids)
Biological process (GO): AMP catabolic process
Cellular component (GO): plasma membrane
Molecular function (GO): 5'-nucleotidase activity; metal ion binding; nucleotide binding
Source: RefSeq, a predicted model, not a curated record
CACACUAAUCGUUGUGGAUUACGCAAAAAUGCUGGUUUUAAUUCUCUUAGGUUUAGUUAUUUGUGUGAGUGGACAGGGUUAUGAAUUAAAUAUUAUACAUUAUAAUGAUUUUCAUGCGAGAUUCGUUGAGACUAGUCAAUCGGGUAGGAUUUGUGACCCAGCAGCAGGACCAUGCAUUGGGGGCUUCGCCAGACUGGCGACAAAGAUCAGAGAAUCAGUGCAUAAAAAGCCAUACUCCCUGGUGCUAAACGGUGGUGAUUCCUUUCAAGGUACCAUCUGGUUCAAUCUUUUGAAGGGGAACGUGACGAAAGACUUUAUGAAUAUGGUGUAUCAUGAUGCUCACGUACUAGGAAACCAUGAAUUCGAUCAUGGAGUUUCGGAACUGGUUCCCUACCUCAAAAACCUUGAGCAUGAAGUGGUAACAGCCAACAUAAUAGAUGAUGAGGAGCCCAGUAUUCAGGGGUUAUAUAAGCCAAGUAUUGUGGUGGAGAAGAAUGGAAGAAAGAUUGGUAUCAUUGGUGUUAUUAUUUCAAGUACUCAUGAGUUAGCCUCGACUGGAAAAUUAAAAUUCACAGACGAAGUAGAAACAGUCAAAGCCGAAGCUGAGAAGUUGACUCAACAAGGCGUCGAUAUUAUUGUUGUUUUAUCACACUGUGGCAUAAAUAUUGACGAAGAGAUAGCUCGUCGUGCGGGACCUUACAUUGACAUAAUUGUAGGUGGGCAUAGCCACUCACUUCUAUAUAAUGGAGACCCACCUAUAAACUCUUCUUACGUCCCAUAUGGUCCGUACCCACUAACUGUUGAAAAUGAACACAAACGAGAAGUGUUAAUUGUACAAGCGGGCGCGCAUACAGAAUAUCUGGGAGAAAUUAAAUUAUCUUUCGAUGAUGCCGGUCAUAUUACGGAUUGGAUCGGAAAUCCACACUAUCUUGGACCGGAAGUUGAAGAAGCUCCUGAUGUAAUGGAGAAAAUCAACGAAUAUUUACCAAGAAUAGACGAACUAGCAAAAAGGAAAGUCGGUGAAUCAAAAGUACUUCUCUCUGCAGACUGUCGCUGUGGAGAGUGUAAUCUAGGAAACCUUAUUUGUGAUGCUUUUAUGCACGCUGUCAUGAAUAAAGCUACAGGAAGUAAUUGGCAUUACGCUCACUUCUGUACUAUGAACAGAGGCUCCAUUCGGAGUGACAUUGUCAGCGGAGACAUAACUUUCGAAGCCAUGUUACUAUCUAUGCCAUUUGCGAAUACUGUUGAGGUGUUUGACUUACGUGGAGACCAUGUUUUGGAGAUGUUAGAAUUCAGCGUGGCUAAUCAACCUCGGCCUGGGGCAAGGAUGUUGCAAUACUCUGGUCUUCGGGUUAACUUUGACGGUUCUAGACCAGUCAAUCAGCGAGUUCUCAAUGUGACUGUACGUUGUAUUGAAUGUGAAGUACCACGUUACGAGCCUUUGGACCCCAAUAAGAUGUACAAAAUUGUGUCACAGAAUUUUUUGGCUGAGGGAGGAGAUGGGUUUACUAUGAUAUCGAAAAAUCGUGGGCCGAGAGAAAUCAUUGGUAUAGACAGUGAAGUUUUUAUUAGGUACUUAGAGAGAGAACUGCCUGUUAUCAGAGAUCUGGAUGGACGGAUACAUAUAACGGAUCCCUGCCAAAACGAAAACUGAUGAUGAUCAUAUGGAAUUAAGUUACGAAAUCUAUACAUAAAUGUAUGAAAUUCAGUAAUGAUUAGAAUACUUACAGGUUCGUGGCUGAGAUAUUGCAAUUCGGAGGCAAUGAAUUACUUACUAAAGAACUUAUUUCUAAAUAAUUAGUAAACCAAUGGCCUGGCCGUGUAUUACUUUAAUAAAUACGGAUAAUAAAUAUUACUACCUUAUAGAUUUUGUUCAUUUUGGGGUGAAUAUUUUCUCAAAGGAGUUAAUGGAUGACUCUGAGUACAUUUAUAAAAAAUAUUGACCUCUCUGAAGUAUGUCUAACUGGAACCGGAACAAUUCAUAAAUGUCAAAACCAUUUAUAAAAUUUCAAGUUAUCUCUAAAUGUUACCUUAAUAAUAAAUUUUGGUUAGCAUUUAAUUCCAGCAAAUACGUUUCAAAUAUUGAAAAUAUGGUUAAAUACUUUGUUCUCCAUAAAUAGGUUAGUUCUAAUGGUAACAUUCAGAGUUGAGACUGAACGCUAAAAAUUACUUUCGUACGAAAAAUAUUAAACUCGUCAUGGGUCAACUUAACUUGAAUUAUUUUUAAUUCUUUACAUACGAUAAAAACAUACAUAUUUACAAUUUAUCCUUGUUUCUCUUAUCACACAUCUUGCAAGAGAUAAACAGCUUCUUUAAUAUAUAUCUAUUAAGUUACAAGAUAGAUGAGUGACCCAUGAGAUGAAAGUCAAAUGCAAAUCCCAAACACGGGCCACUCAAAAUAAAUGCUGCAGAAGAAGACACUAAAAGUCAUGGCCAUGUGGACACCACAGCUUUAAAUCAGACGCACGAAGAGGAAAAUUAUUGCGUUAGAAGGCGAACGAUGAAAUGUUUACAAGAUGUGGUCGAGGCCACUCAUAAAUGGUUUUAGUGUCACUGAAUUUAUGUAUUUAAACUUCAAUCUCUUUGUAGAACAAAAAUACUUCGUUUCAAAUAGUUAAUAUGCAAAAUGUUAAGAAAAUCGCUUAGCGAUAAAUGGUUUGAAGGUAUUAAUUUAACUUGCAGCCCGCCUCAAUGUCCCGUGAAAUUGCAUCCGAUGCAAAGCGUUCAAGAGUUUAAAAUUAAACUGCAGUAAAACCUAGCACUUGUUUUGUAUCCUAGUUAAAUUUGUAGGGCCACUUUAUUGCAUUUUCACUUCAAUAAA